Acanthoscelides obtectus is the source of this 2085-nucleotide messenger RNA. The record is from the annotation of a GenBank genome assembly. NCBI's taxonomy places the organism in Eukaryota, Metazoa, Arthropoda, Insecta, Coleoptera, Chrysomelidae.
AUGUUGAUUGCUGCCAAGGAAGGUACUUUUGCUUACCAUACAAUUAAGCAUUUGCAAAGCUUCAGAUCCUUAGACUGCACGUCAAAACUAAUUGUAAACAUGUUUGAACCAAAAUUUGCGGCAGCUCGAACCAAGACUGAGGCGAUUGUAAAAAAUGUUUUAGCUCAAGAAGCUCAGUCCCAAUUAGAAAUUGACCUUCGAAAAGCAAAUUUUGUUAGCAUCACGAUCGAUUCGUCAAAUCAUCGAGAAAUUAAAGUUGUGCCCUUAAUGGCAAGGUAUUUUGAUGGUGAAAAGGGUAUCCAAUUAAAAUUACUUCAGCUGCGUGACUUACCUGGAGAAACAUCAGAGCAGUUGAAAUAUUACGUGGCGAGUGCUUUGAAUCACCAUAAUCUACUUCAAAAAUGCAUCGGAAUGUCUGCUGAUAACACAAAUACAAAUUUUGGUGCAAUGAGGAGAAAAGGAGUGAAUAAUCUAUUCAGCAAGUUAAAUGCUUCUCGUGGCAAACCCGUCAUUGGAAUUGGUUGUGUAGCACACAUCUUUAACAACUGUUUACAAAAUGCGACGGACGUCUUACCAAUAGACGUCGAGCUUAAAGUAAGAGAGUCACUUUCGAAACUUGAGAAUAUGGGAGACAUUGACCGUAGUGUAAACUAUCGGGAUAUCUUCAUCAUGCAUGUCAAGCAGUUCUAUUCGAAUUGUGUAACAUAUUUGAAAAACUGGAGUGAAAAUUUAAGUGAACUAAAGCUAUUCGGAUGGGUUAACUUGAAAAAACAAGUUUCUUGGGCUGAAAUUUGGUCGUCGUGUGAGGCUUUCAAGGACUACAUAGGUCCGAUAUUGAAUCAGGACGAACUGUUCGAUGAAGUUAGUUUAAUACGAACCAACGUUACAGAAGAUAAAAUCGUAGACUGGAAUUCGAGAAAUAUUUCUACCGAAGAUCGAUGGCUCGAAGUCUUCCAAAAAGAAAGUGCUUUGAAAAAUCUCAAAAUUCUAUGCGAGUUCGUUUUUUGUCUGCCUGGGACCAGUGCGUCGCUUGAGAGGUUGUUCUCAAAUAUCAAUAACUAUUGGAGUCCCGACAAAUCGCAGCUGAAAAUAUCUACUCUGGAAGCCAUCAUGCAAGUCUACACAAACUUCAAAGUUUCGUGCAAUGAAAUGUUUCAGUUCUUAAAGAGUAAACCACAACUUCUGAAGGAAAUUCAUGGUUCCAAAAAGUCAUAUUCAACAUUUCCCUUGAGGUUUAGUAUCUACAACUCCAAAGAAAGGAAUCCUCUGGAACAUCCCAAGAAUAUUCUCGAGAACCUUCAAUUUCAAAAAUUCGACGGAUAUUUAGAGCAGUCCACACCGACUUUAGUAACUCUAGUAACUCAUAGCAAAACCAAUCCUGGGUAUCGGAUUAUAUCUCACAGUCACGUAACGAGAAACUCUGAAACGGAAAACUGGGCCAUAAAUAAAGUUGGAUUAAAAAUCGACCUGGAAAAGUUCGGUGAUUAUAAAGUGAAUGAAAGCAACGGCCCUCUAUCAACCAAUGCAUGUGUGUCUGCAAGCUCGAUUAGCAGCACAGCCAUUAAGCUCGGAAAUGUAUACCAGGAUACUCAUACCAGGCAUACCUUGGCAAUAAUAUUUCUGUUGAACAGGAUAGAGUAUAAGGAAUUCUCCUUGGAAAGCAAUUGCUUUCAUUUGAAUAACAUGGCAAUUUGCAGGGUGGGUGCCCUUCAUUUAACAUUUCCUUCUCAUGUUAGUCCAAGCAACGAAACUGUAAAAGCGGUGACACUGCCCAAUGACUCUGGAGUUUUUCUGAACCUCAACUCGAAUAGCCAGUCCCAGCAGUUCGUGUUCGUUGAACACUUGCUGAGACUUUUCAGUCUUGGGCAGUAUCACGACCACCAAAGGCAUGGGCGCGCCGCCGCUGCGCUUCAAUCGAAUGAUGUGGAGAGGGCUAUAUCCCCUCUGCUCCAGUUCUCCCUUAAUCUCAGUAUCCGAAAAGUUGACGGGAACUCCUCGAACCACCGCAUGGAUGUUCCGUUCCGAAUGGAGAGGAAAAUAGACUUCAGAGCAAACUUUCGCGACGUUAUCCCUAUGGAUAGGUAG